Sesamum indicum (sesame) is the source of this 620-nucleotide messenger RNA. RefSeq names its product ubiquitin-ribosomal protein eL40 fusion protein. Gene Ontology annotation, biological process: translation. Gene Ontology annotation, molecular function: structural constituent of ribosome; protein binding. The record is from RefSeq and is a predicted model, not a curated record. NCBI's taxonomy places the organism in Eukaryota, Viridiplantae, Streptophyta, Magnoliopsida, Lamiales, Pedaliaceae. Gene Ontology annotation, cellular component: ribosome.
GUCUGCCUAAAUUCCAAGACUUGGAGGAGAAGAGUUGUAGCCUACCAAAGCCGGAAGAAUGCAGAUCUUCGUCAAAACCCUAACCGGCAAAACCAUCACGCUCGAGGUUGAAUCCAGCGACACCAUUGACAAUGUCAAGGCCAAGAUUCAGGACAAAGAAGGAAUCCCUCCGGAUCAGCAGCGUCUGAUUUUCGCCGGAAAGCAGCUUGAAGAUGGCCGGACCCUUGCUGAUUAUAACAUUCAGAAAGAGUCGACUCUCCAUUUGGUUCUGAGGCUUAGGGGUGGUAUCAUUGAGCCCUCACUCAUGGCAUUGGCUAGGAAAUACAAUCAGGACAAGAUGAUUUGCCGCAAGUGUUAUGCCCGCCUGCACCCUCGUGCUGUCAACUGCAGGAAGAAGAAGUGUGGACACAGCAACCAGUUGAGGCCAAAGAAGAAGAUCAAGUAGACUGCUGGCUGGAUAAUUGCUUGGCUUUGCCCUUUUUGUCUUUGUUUUAGAUUCUUGCCAAUGAGACACAUAAUGUGGGUGUUUUGCUGAUUGACAUUAAUAUUGAUGAAGCUUUACCCUUUCAGUUUUGCAACCAGAUAUUGCUGAAAUGAAUUUGGAUUUAAUUUACCCAAAA